UAUAGAAGAUAUAAUAAAAUGGAAAUUACAAUGCUCAAUUACUCUUUUGUAUUUAAGAUAACUACUCUUUUCUCUGUGUUAAUGUUAAAGACAAUACUGUGUCAAGACAAUUUUAAAAAUAUCCCAACUCCUGAUUACAUAAAAGUGGUUGAAGUUCCUGAUCAAAUUGAUGAACCUUAUCAACUUAACGAUAGCAUGAAGCUCAACCCCAAUGACUUCGAUGUUGUCAUGUUUGAGACUCAUACCAAGAGAGUCCUCCAGGCUUCCAACACCACCUCCACUGCUGCUGGUAACGGAACUGUCAACAUCGAGCCUUUCAAAAUGUACACAGUGACUGUGACUUCAAGAGCCUCGAACAGCGCUCUCAGAAACAACGGAGAAGACAAGUUCUACGUCCGGAUCCAGAAUGAGUGCACUUACUCCAACCAGACAACAUGCACGGAAGUGGGCGGAGCCGCCAACACAGUGCCGACUCCAUACGAAGGACUGAUGACAUACAAUGGAGACUCCACUUACUCGUACAACUAUACGCUCAGCGUGACUGGAAAGAUAUCCGUGACAGUAUUUCUCAGGAACACUGGCAGAGUCAUGGUUGAGUGGCACAGAAAUCAAUAUCUCUCUAACUUUUAUACUAACCAAGAAGUGACUUGGAUAAGUAAUAAUUGGGGUUAUGGUCAACCCUGUUGAGGAAGAUCAGAUUACGUAAGUGCAAAAUAUAGAUCAUACUUACGACCAAAUAUCUCAGGAUCUUACUUAUUCGAUUUAUACCAACUCAGACAGAGGAGCAUCUUUUUAUAUCGAAGGAGUCAAUAAAUACA
Messenger RNA from Moneuplotes crassus, 818 nucleotides. The record is from the annotation of a GenBank genome assembly. NCBI's taxonomy places the organism in Eukaryota, Ciliophora, Spirotrichea, Euplotida, Euplotidae.